CGUUGGGGGGCGGCGCCCAGAUCCGUCCCCGUCCCCCGCCAGCGGCCGGUCCCUCUGGUCCCUGUCCGGUCCCGCCUGAGGGUCCCACGCCAUGAGCUCCACGCAGUUUAACAAGGGCCCGUCCUACGGGCUCUCGGCAGAGGUGAAGAACCGGCUCCUGUCUAAAUAUGACCCCCAGAAGGAAGCCGAGCUCCGCAGCUGGAUUGAGGGACUGACAGGCCUCUCCAUCGGGCCUGACUUCCAGAAGGGUCUGAAAGAUGGGGUUAUCCUGUGCACACUCAUGAACAAACUACAACCAGGCUCUGUCCCCAAGAUCAACCGGUCCCAGCAGAACUGGCACCAGCUAGAAAACCUGUCCAACUUCAUCAAGGCCAUGGUGAGCUACGGCAUGAACCCUGUAGAUCUGUUUGAGGCCAACGACCUGUUCGAGAAUGGGAACCUGACACAGGUGCAGGUGUCUCUCCUGGCACUGGCAGGGAAGGCCAAGACCAAGGGUCUGCAGAGCGGGGUGGACAUUGGGGUCAAAUACUCGGAGAAGCAGCAGAGGAACUUUGAUGAUGCCACCCUGAAGGCUGGCCAGUGUGUCAUCGGGCUGCAGAUGGGGACCAAUAAGUGUGCCAGCCAGUCAGGCAUGACAGCUUAUGGUACCAGAAGGCAUCUUUAUGAUCCCAAGAACCACAUCCUGCCACCCAUGGACCACUGCACCAUCAGCCUGCAGAUGGGGACAAACAAGUGCGCCAGCCAGGUUGGCAUGACAGCUCCAGGGACCCGCAGACACAUCUACGACACGAAACUGGGCACAGACAAGUGUGACAGCUCCUCCCUGUCGCUGCAGAUGGGCUACAGCCAGGGUGCCAACCAAAGCGGCCAGGUCUUUGGUCUGGGGCGGCAGAUCUAUGACCCCAAGUACUGCCCACAGGGCCCAGCGGCCGAUGCUCCAUCAGGGGGCGAAGGCCCAGGUGAGACCCCCGAGUUCCCUGCCUACUACCAGGAAGAAGCCAGGUACUGAGUACCACAGGUGCCAGUACCCCAUAUCAGCAUCCUGUGGGGAUAUUUGGUUUUUCUGUGUUUUUCUGGUCUUUUUUUUGUUUUAUUUUUUUUGUUUGUUUUUUGAGACUGGGCCUCACUAUGGCCUGGGACUCACAGCAAUCCUCCUGCCUCAGUUCUCUGAGGUCUGGGGUGACAGGUCUGUGUUAUCUGGGCCUGACUUUUUUCUCCCAUCAUCCUUUGCUUCCUUCCCAGGGCUAACCCACCAGACAGAGGACCAGGGUGGGAGUCCCUGUGAGAGAGCCAGGCUGUGGGUUUCCCAGCAGGCUAUGGGGUGGGCAAGCUUUGUGUGUUUUGGAGGGUGAGAUUAGCCCUUAUAGUUUCUGGUUCCUUCAUCUCUUCCGCACUAGUUUGUGGUUUAUGAACCCACAGAAACUUAAGGCAGUUUCGAGAAAAGAAAAAAGUGUGGUUUUUGUUUUAACCCUCCAGGGAAAGGAGUGGAGGGUGCAGUGCUGCAAGAUGCACCCAAGGCCUUAGAGUGUUCAAGAGGUUGGGGAGCUGUGUUGGUUUCCCUAAGACUCACAGACUUGGGGAAAUUGAGGUCCCUCUGGGUUUGGAACCUCACAAGCUCUCCUGUUUGCCCUGUAACUGUCCUGGACCCACCCCACCCACAAGUGCUGCACGUGACCCACCCCUAGGGGCUCCCUGCACCCAGAAGAUAAUGUGAAAAAAACCCUUGUGGACCAAAACCAAUAAAAACCUCCAUUUUUAACAGA
Nannospalax galili (Upper Galilee mountains blind mole rat) is the source of this 1763-nucleotide messenger RNA. It is a transcript of the gene Cnn2, whose product is annotated as calponin 2. Gene Ontology annotation, molecular function: actin binding. The transcript is spliced from 7 exons. Gene Ontology annotation, biological process: actomyosin structure organization. The record is from RefSeq and is a predicted model, not a curated record. Bases 92 to 1009 code for a protein of 305 amino acids. NCBI's taxonomy places the organism in Eukaryota, Metazoa, Chordata, Mammalia, Rodentia, Spalacidae.